Erigeron canadensis is the source of this 1322-nucleotide messenger RNA. RefSeq lists its product as uncharacterized. Lineage: Eukaryota; Viridiplantae; Streptophyta; Magnoliopsida; Asterales; Asteraceae. The coding region runs from base 217 to 750 and encodes 177 amino acids. The record is from RefSeq and is a predicted model, not a curated record. The transcript has 2 exons.
ACAAAAUCUCCUCUUCUUCUCUGAAUUUCUUCUUCUGAGUAAUUCUACUCGUAACAGUGGUAUCAGAGCCGUCGAUUCUCCGACGAGCUUUCGCUUCCGGUUACACCUCCGAUUGAGAUUCCGGCUAGUCCUCCUAAAAUCAAUGGCUGUUAGAACUCUUGAUUCGAUUCCUUUUUCGCGAGCCUCUGAUUCUGAUCACUUUCUCAGUAUAAAUCAAUGGCGGCUGAUAACUUCUUACAAACUAAGGAGUCGUUGCACAGUUUACAACUAGCACUCGCACGUGUAGCAGCAGAUGUGGCAAGAAUACAAAAAGAAUUUUUGAUGCUGCAAGAAUCUUCCAAGGAAAUAGCGGAUGAGUUUUCUAGUUCAGAGGAUACACCUGAAUUGGAAGGUAUACAUUCUGAAAUUGAAUCCUCUUCUUCAUUAUAUGGUGCUGUUACUAGCUCAACAGGUUUUGUGAAUUCAGAUGAAGUUAAUUUGGAAAUUGAGAUUAGUGCAUCUAAGGUGUUUGAUGAAAUGCCUGACCGAAUUAGGAAUGAAUUUGAGACUCAAUUUAGUGACAUAUAUAUUUGUGAGACAAUUUUAAGAGAAAUACAUGAACAGAAUGUUGAUAUUCAAGAGGUUCCUAAGUAUGAAAAAGAUAAUACUCUAAUUGUAAAUAUUGAUGUGAUUAUGGAUGAUAGUAGUAAUCUUAAAGUUGUGAAUAACAGUGUGAUUUUGGAUGAUAGUAGUGAUCUGGACUUUUGGUAAUUUAAGAAUGCAAUCGGUGUUGCUAGUCAAGAUGUGUUGGUCAAGGUUAGUUGUGUUGAGGUUAUGAAAUUCCAAUUUUUCAGUGAUAUUGUGUGUUUUGUUGAUUUUUGGGGACAAAAAUCCCAUAAGGAAGGAGUAUUAGGUAUUACUUGUAUAGUUUUGGAAAUGGAAUCCUUUGGUUGGAAACCGGGGUGGCUACAUUGUUCAAAAGAUGUAGAGGAAGUCAGUGAUGGUGUUGCUAGUAUAGUUGUGUAAAUAGGAUCUUUUGGAUGGAAACCCGGUUGGAUCACUAAGAUAGUUACUAGAGAGGUGUUGUUAGAGAUGGUUGAUGCACACAAAUCUGGACUAAUCAAUGGCAGUGAGAAUGGAUUUAUGGUUAGUAUAAAUGUGGUAGUGGAGGUUUAUGGCAGUAUGAUUGUUGAUGAUAGAUAUCAAAUUGACAUCAUUAAUGAGUUCAGUGAAAAGGCACAAGCCUGUGUUGUUGUUGGAAAUUCGAUCCACAAUAAUACUUCAUGUGUUGGAAAUGAGUGUUGGCUGAUUUGAGUGGGAGUCAAGGAAAUCAAAUGGUUUAA